AUGGCUUUCGACUUCGACGAUUGCCCAGCGCGGACGUGUGUCGUCACCCGGGGCUUUCUUUACAACUACUACGACAUCUCACUUGUCCCAGGGCACAUCAGCCACACCUUUCUGCUCUUGCAUGGCCAUGGUGACUAUUCUUAUGGCUGGCGCACUGUCAUCCCGAAGCUGUUGGCGCAUAACAUCCGCUGCAUAGUGCCAGAUAUGCUUGGAUUUGGGCAGACAAGUAAACCGGUCGAUGUCGACGCUUACAAACUGAAAGUCAUGUCUGAUGACUUGGCGGAGCUAUUAAAGCAUGCAGGCAUCGAUGGUAGAAAGAUCACAGCCGUUGGCCAUGACUGGGGGUCCCAGCUCGCUUCGCGGCUCACACUGCACCAUCCUUCCCUGGUCGCUGGCUGUAUCAGCAUCUCGGCGCCAUAUCUACCGCCCUUGCCUCAGCCAAUGACCCUCGAAGCCUUCACCAACCUGUUUCCCAACUUCUCGUACUGGCAAUUUUUCGCUUCGGAGCGAAGCCACGCCCUUCUUCGCACUCGCAUGCCCAUCUUUUGGAACGCGGUCGUCCGCACCGGCCGCGAGACCGCGGUGCCCAUGUCGGAGGUCGAGCACCGUCUCUCCACCGACAACGCCUCGACGCCUGAGGACUGGAAGGCUCGCCCGAGCCUGUGGGACGAGGAAUCCUUUAUCCACUAUCAGCACACCUAUCUGCGCGGUGGCUGGGAGGGGCCCAUGAACUGGUACCGCGCCUUCCUCCGGAACCAUGACGAUGAGAAACAUUUCCUCGCGGACCCGCGUAUCCAGCUUCCGUUUCUGACCGUCCUCGCUGACAAUGAUCCGGCAGUUCCGGUCGAGAGUGCAGAGGCUUCGAAACCACUACUGCCGGAUGGAGAGUUGGCCAUCAUGACGUGCGGUCACUGGGUCGGACAGGAAGAUGGGCCUGGUUUAGCGCACAUAAUGACGGAGUGGCUCGAUGGUAUUCUGAUAGAGCGCGGAGACAAUGGGGCAAAUUGA
Exophiala aquamarina CBS 119918 is the source of this 1008-nucleotide messenger RNA. RefSeq lists its product as uncharacterized. The transcript is spliced from 2 exons. Gene Ontology annotation, molecular function: catalytic activity. The record is from RefSeq and is a predicted model, not a curated record. The coding region runs from base 1 to 1008 and encodes 335 amino acids. Lineage: Eukaryota; Fungi; Ascomycota; Eurotiomycetes; Chaetothyriales; Herpotrichiellaceae.